UCGGUAAAGCGAGAGAACUUGUAUUAAUUUUCUUUUAUAAUCAAAAUAGCAAAUUUUACUCUAAUAAUCAACUAAAAAUUGUUGUAAAUGAAGUGAAAUAUUUGUAUAUCAAUUAAGUUAUAUAGAACAGACGCUAUUGUUCAAGUUUGAUCAAUUAUUUAGCGAGAAAAAUGUAAACAAUUCUUGUUGACGACGUGUAUUCAUUAGCGCAUGGAAAUAUUGGUGCAAAGUGCUUGCUCGUAAAUAGAAGUAAUAUUUUAAUUUUGAGUGACCGUGAAAUCAAGUUAUACAGGGUGGCGAAUUUGCUCUGAAUAUGUUUUAGAUUCCGUGGCUAUUAUAUGGACAUUUUCUGCCGUUUUCUUCCCAAAAAUUGCGCAUCAAAAUGGACAUCAAUUAGUGCAAGAAAGUUGGGUGGAAUUACGAAUUUGUGGAUCUGGUGACGCAAUGUUUCCAAACGAGAGAAACCACAUUGAUGCCAUCUUAAAAGCACCUGCAUUUGAAAGGUCUUUUUAAACAGAUAAACGCGAUAAAUUCACUACAAGCCGAGUCAAAAGUCUUCUUUAAAUACGGCAGCAAAGUAAAUACUUUUCAUGAAGGUUUUAUGUGCAAGUGGUUAACAAAGUUUUUGGUAGUUUUUGGGGGCUCAAUUUAGAAAAUGGAGACACCAACGACCAGAAACAGGUUACGGCCUUCUCACGUUCCUACACCGAAAAUGUCGGAACGUAAAAAGAGCCUGUUCUCCUCGACUUCGAAGCAGCCGAAUGACAUUCAUUCAAAUAAUCGAAUGAAACCCGAAAUGCACAUUUUGGAUGGAAUGAUGCCAUUAGAUUUCGAGUCUGCGAUCCACGUCCAAACCAGCUUGAAAUCAUGUCUUCGGCCCAAAGUAAAAAAGUUGUCCGGCAGCGUCACCGACAUCCUCAAAUCAAACGAUCGUAUUCCACUCAGUGUUUUAUGCAAUUCAAAUACGGCUACAGAAAUACGUCAUUCACCACGAGUAAAAAAAUCCCCAAAAAGGUAUAGCCCGACUAGGAGUCCGGUAGUAUUAAAAACGCCUAGUCCUAGUUCAGGGAAGCAGAACUGUUUAGACGAAGAUUUAGGGGAUUUACUCAAAGACACGCUUCACUUGAGAUCACGAAGAGGACCAAAAGUAAGACGCGACAGCGAUGAUAACGUUACGGAUGAAGAAAUUUCUGAAAUGAUGUCCCCAUUGUCUCAUAAACGCCACCAGCAAAAAUCAAGCCAAUCACCUAACAAUAGCCCGAAAGCAAAACAACCGAAAAUCGACCCCCCAUCAUCCACUACGACACCAACAAGCAGCAGAAAAUCAGGAGACCCUAACUCGAACACAGACAGCCCAAGUACAAAUAAAAAUUAUAUUACGUCCAUUGAACAGUUUUCAAUUCCUGCCAAGACGUUCUAUUCAUCACACAACAAAUCGCCAAAUACUUCUCCAAAGUCAACGAAAGCCCGAUUUUCAUUACCACUCCUCAAUCAAGCCAAAUCCUCCCUCCAAUCAUCUGGAAAGAAAUCCAAAUAUAAACCUCGCAACGAUGUACGCCUGGCAAAGCAUGUCUCCCACAAAGUACCUCGGCCUAAAUUCAAGCCGACCCCACAAACCGUAGACACAAUUCUUCAGUCACUAAACGGCGAAAAAUUCAAAAAACUCCUCGAAAAUCGCAUGUACAAAAAGAAAGCCGAAGAAGUGCACAAAAUCAUGAAAUCGAAUGCAAAUCCAAUCGAGAAAUCGCGUCCAUUAAAUACUAAUGGGGAUGCGAAUGCUGACGACGAUCUGUUUUCAGAUUGUGAAGAAGACGACCAAAUGGACGUGGUUGAACCGCAAGUAGAAAGGUGCGAAUCUAGAACCAGCACCGUUUGCGAUGAUGACGAACUCGAGGAAGAGGAGGAGAAUGCGCCGAUACGAAGGAAAUUCUUUAAGAGCAGAAACAAAACUAGCCGCAAUGCAUUCACGAUAAAUAAUGUGAGAGGAACUGUUACCAAGGGACGCGUUUCUUUGCUUCCUAUGCCUGAUGUUCGUGGAAGAAAAAGGUCAACGGGAUUAACGAAAACGAAACUCGAUUUUACCAAUGAACAAGCUGCCGUCAAUGAUAUCAUUGAAUGGUUGGGCGAUGACUCGCCAUUGGGGAACACUCCUCCCGCAACUGUUUCCAACGACAUCCCUACAACUCUACAUGAAGAUGAAUUUCUAGAAUUUCGGAAACGUAUCCCGUACAAAGCAACUGACCCAAUUGCCAUAGAACAGCAAGAGCUUCUCCUUGAUUUUCUUAUCUCGUACAAUAUAUGCAACGAACGUAAUUUUGAAAUUUUCAUAAUGGAUCCAGAAAACCAUAAGGAAGAAGCUGCGAAAAUUAUAGACAGUUUGAUAACAGUUGCACCAACAAAAGAUUCUUCUCUGGAAAGUGGAAAGGACGAGGAAGAUAUGAUGUCAGAAAUGUCGGAAUCGAUCGUAUUAAACUUGACUGAUUCACAGGAAGCCAAUACUUUCCGACAACGACUUCCAUACAACACAAAUGAUCCUGUUGUAGCAGAACAACAAAAAACACUGCUUGAAUUUUUAAUUAAAAAUCAAAUCUGUAACGAAGAAAACUUCCGAAUUUUUAUCGCUGAACCCGAGAAACAUCGUGACAAGGCGUCAAAGAUCCUGCAAAAUUAUAUGGUACCUAGUAACAUAGAUAUCCCGAAUGAACCCAGAACUGUUCUGCAGAAUCACGUCAACAACUGCAUGGGUAUUGAUCCCUUUUCAGUGGCAGCUGAACUUCCUUCAUCAAAUGUAGCUGAUAUUACGUUCGAGACUUCACACACCACGCUUGAAUCAAUGAUGUCCGACGAUGACGACAGCCAGUGGCGUCCCCUCUCUCCAACAAUUCCUUUACAACAGCCCCAAGAGGAAGAUACUGAAAACAGAAGCAAUAACCAAAACGACCCGAAACUUUUCCCGAUUUUCUAUUCAGCGAAAGUGAAGCCGAUCAACACACAAUCAACUCGGAAGAAGUCUCCAAAAUCAUUUUUGGGCGGAUUCGGAUUGAACCAAUAUCAAAUCGAUGCUGGACAAAAGGAAUUUGGGGCAAAGCAAUGCACGAAAUGUGGUCUGGUGUACACAGUUCAUGAGCCAGAGGAGGAAAAACUGCAUGCUAUAUACCAUCGGUCACUGAACAUACUCAAGUUCAAAGGAUGGAUUGAUGAGGAUAUUGUGAUGAAUUUGCCGGAAUGGGGCCCGGGAGGACGAAUAAUUCGACUUACCCACAAUGUUCAUCCGAAACGGAUGGAAAGGAUCGUGGAUAUUUUGAAUAUAAUAGAUAAGGAGUUGGGAAUUGUGUCAGACAUGGUUCCAACACCGUUUGUGGCUUUCUUGGCGGUUCGACGAAACGAGAUCGUUGGGUUUAGUCUUGUUCAGCCGAUCAAAUCAGCGAACAGAUACGUUUGCCUAAACGGCGUGGAUUGCUGCACGGAAGAGUCUUUCGAAGCGAAAUGUGGUAUUAUGCGAAUUUGGGUCUCACCGCUCAAUCGUUGUCAAGGAAUCGCCUCAAAACUUACUGAAGUUAUUCGCACGUCAACCUUCCCUGGAGUGGAAUUGCCGAUGAGCGACAUAGCAUUCAGCUCGCCAACCCACGAUGGAAUAUUGUUUGCACAGAAAAUAACAAAGCGUAAGGAUUUUCUAAUGUAUCAAAGUUUCUGAAUAUAAGUUUGCAAAUCAUGUUAGUAGCUAUUAUAGCUUUAUAUAUGGUAGAUGGAGAACCAACCUCCAUCAAUUACAAGUUAGAUUUUUUAUAUAUACAAAAGAGAAAGCUUAUAGCAAUAUUUUUAAUGUUUUUAGUGAUGAAGAACAGAGAAUUGAAUUUCCUAUUACCAUUAUAGUAAGAAGUUUAUGUAAAAUUUAUAAAUAAGAUGUUUUUUUUUCUUGAAAUAUAAAACCGUUUCUGCGGGAA
Hermetia illucens (black soldier fly) is the source of this 3944-nucleotide messenger RNA. It is a transcript of the gene eco, whose product is annotated as N-acetyltransferase eco. The record is from RefSeq and is a predicted model, not a curated record. Lineage: Eukaryota; Metazoa; Arthropoda; Insecta; Diptera; Stratiomyidae. Gene Ontology annotation, cellular component: nucleus; chromatin. The transcript has 5 exons. Gene Ontology annotation, biological process: mitotic sister chromatid cohesion. Gene Ontology annotation, molecular function: protein-lysine-acetyltransferase activity. The coding region runs from base 656 to 3694 and encodes 1012 amino acids.